Messenger RNA from Hibiscus syriacus, 1097 nucleotides. RefSeq lists its product as uncharacterized. NCBI's taxonomy places the organism in Eukaryota, Viridiplantae, Streptophyta, Magnoliopsida, Malvales, Malvaceae. The coding region runs from base 1 to 915 and encodes 304 amino acids. The transcript is spliced from 8 exons. The record is from RefSeq and is a predicted model, not a curated record.
AUGCAAUGCUCUCCCUGUUCUGUGCUCUUGUCUUUUCUGGUUAAUCCCUGUUUCCUGAGUGCUCAAUAUCACUCCCACGAUCAAACACUACUUUCCCCACAUUUUCGCUUGCUAACUGUUCUUGUUUUGCAGGACUUCACGUGGACUAAAGUUUCCAAUCAACACUGCUGUUUUGGGCUGAUUUGGGCUCCUACUGUAAUUGCAUUGGAUCGUGCAAAUGCUGAGGAUGCUGCACUUCCAGUCCCAAAGAUUUUUCAUCUUCAUGAGCAAAAAGAGUAUAGACAUGGAAGUUUGGGAGUUGGUGCUAACGAUGUAGUGAUUGAUUCCUUCAACCCUGUGAGCCAACCGGAAUGCGUGGCAGAAAAAGAUGACUCGAUGAAAUUUGAAGCACGUUCAAAAACUCUUUGCAUGGAGGAUCAGUUAAAAUCACUAGGAAUACAUAAUACAUGUGGCUAUCCGCUUGAUUCUAUGCUAUUUGAUGGUAUUAAUCUUGAAGCUAAUUUUCCACCAAAGAAGAUGAGAGCAGUUAUUUCUCCUAUGGAGCCUUGUGAUGCUCAUAAGUUGCUUGAAAACUUGAUGAAAUCGUGGCAAUCAAGGACAUGUAGUGGAAAGUAUGUUCUUCCGUGGAUAUAUGGUUUAUUGCUGACUCACGGUCAUUUUAUAUUGCCUCGAGAAUCCGUAACCCAGAUGCUUAAUUCCUUAUCGAAGAAUACUAAAUCGAGAGGGUCAGCACUUCAGUUAUCCGGGCGAUUGCAGCUCGUAACAACACAGAUCGACAAGGCAUCUCAGAUCAAAAGUCAAAACUCCACGAGCGAUCACUCCAUGGAUGAAAGUGAAGAUGACGAUGAUGAUGUAGAUGACGUUCUUUAUGGGGAAGAAGAUGAAUCCCAAAUAAGUAGCGACGAUGAUAAUUAAAUGCCGUCGGUGCUAGAGGUAAUAGUAAAACCGUGGGACUAAAGUUUGAUUGUUAAAGAUAUUACCAUCUCCGUUAAACUGAUUGGAAGAUUUUGCCAAAUGUUUAAAGAGAUUAGGAAGUGUUUGGUUCAAGAAUUUUCUCAUGUUUGGUUGGCCGGGAAUCUUAUUCCCGGUAAUGUUUU